UUGUUUUCUUCGACAGAUGAUAUAAAGCAGCGGUCUUUUAGUUUGCUAUGAUACCUUGUCCAGUGAACCAUGGCUGUGGCUCUAUUUCAUUUCAUAUCGUGUUUGGUUCUACCGGUCUUCGUCGAGUCCAUGAUGUUCCACUUGGCGGCAGGUCCCGGGAACAGCAAGUGCCUCAGUGAUCAGGUGCACAAAAACGUUCUUGUGGCUGGUAGGUACAAUGUAUCAGAAGUUAGUGGACACGCGGUGGACUUGUCCGUGACUGACAGCGGAUCACAGACUCUUGUGAGUCGAGUUUCGACGACUGGCGGCAAAUUUGUGUUCAUCAACGACGACGUGGACCUUUUCCAAAUCUGCUUCGUGUCUCGCAUAGUUGAUCAGAAACUCGUUCCGCGGAAAGUUACUUUCCACCAAGUGUUUCUCGAUGUGCGUCACGGCGUAGAAGCUAAAAGCUACGAAGGGUUGAAGAACACAGCGAAACUGCAAGAGAUGGAAGUUGAACUCAGACGACUGGAGGACCUGAGUGCGUCAAUUAUGCACGAUUUCAAUGUGAUGAAAGAAAGAGAAGCAACGAUGCGGGACACGAAUGAGUCGACGAACUCACGAGUGCUCUUGUUCAGCGCAUUCGGGAUCUUGUGGCUCGCUGCUGUGGCUGCGCCAGCAUCCGUUACCGGUGUGCGGAGUAACGUGUCGAAUUUUCAAGUGUCGCGAAGUGCGUCGAGUGUGAUUCAGAAACACGGUGAAGUGCCAUGUUCCAUUUGCGAAGACGACGGCGGACAAGUGGUGAAGGGAGAUGCAGUGAAACUCGAUGGGUUGCCGCCAUCCUCUCCAAAAACGGAAUGGUGCGGUCCUGCGGACCCAGUUUCGAACAUUCGUCACAUGCUCUUGCCCACGCCUUCCACUGAAGGGGAAACACACCUGCAGAGGAAAUUACGGAUCACGAAAGAGGCUGUGAAUGUUUGGCAUCAGAGCUUUUGGAAGGAACACAACACCGCAUUUUUCAAGGGAAAGCAAGAGUGGAUGAAAGUGCACGAAGUUGAAGGCACGCGGGAUCCUGUGCGGGUGUCAGAGUUUUACAAGAAGUUUUUGGACCAAAACUGGGAGAGGCACGUGAACUACAACUUUGAGUGGUACAAGAAGAACUUGCAUCUGAUCCUCUUGAGCUUGUUGGUCCAGGUCGAAGGUGUUGUCGGGAAGUUACGCGUUAGGUAGAAAAAUGCAGUACUUCGGUAGUGCUGUACAGUUCAUGUAAAUUCUUGUGUGACUCGAUCUUUUUUCAAUGAUAUUUGGUGACUGUCGAGAACAAUGUAUUCGUUUUCGAUGAAGUUUGCAUCCUUGCGGCAUAGAAGUUUCAGUUUUUUUUUUCAAUCAAUAGGAAGGAAGAAAUGAAGCGGUGAACUCUGAAAAUCGCACCGCGGUUGAACCUCAUUUCCUUCUGAUGAAGGAAAUAAUCUGAAACG
Messenger RNA from Notodromas monacha, 1457 nucleotides. NCBI's taxonomy places the organism in Eukaryota, Metazoa, Arthropoda, Ostracoda, Podocopida, Cyprididae. The record is from the annotation of a GenBank genome assembly.